Molecule: messenger RNA, 3471 nt
Organism: Salvelinus fontinalis (brook trout)
Lineage: Eukaryota; Metazoa; Chordata; Actinopteri; Salmoniformes; Salmonidae
Product: zinc finger protein 420-like
Exons: 4
Coding region: 111-2882 (923 amino acids)
Source: RefSeq, a predicted model, not a curated record
UCUAGUUAGUUAGUUAUCCUAUUUCAUUUCAUAUUUACGGUGCUGUUGUUAUUAUUCAGCUGGCGGGCUGGUUAAGUUAGCAUUAGCCUAGCUAGCUAACAUCUCCGACCAUGAGUUCACUAAAUUACUCUCUUCCUGCUGAAGAAGAGACGGUCUGCUGGGCGGAGAAAGAAGCUCUCAUCAAAGAGGAGGAGGAAGAGAAGGAUGUUACAAUACAAAAACAAGUAGAGGGUGAGGCUGUUACAUGGAAAGAAGAAGAGAAAGACGUUUCAGUGAAAGAAGAGGAAGACGCGUUCAGAGUGAAAGAGGAGGAGGAUGUUACAGUGAAAGAGGAGGAGGGUGUUACAGUAAAAGAUGAGGAGGAUUCACUUUUUGAAGUGAAAGCGGAGGAGGGGGAGAAUACGGUCUCAUCGGAAGAAGAGGAGGAGGAAACUGGAUAUCUGGGCCCGAUUUCCCAAACGCAAUUUAAGGCAUCCAGUGGUUCUAAAGAUGAACUUAGCCAUAAGAUGGUUUUGAGAAACCGGGCCGUGAUUACCACUGGAGAGAUACGGGACUAUAGUGGAUCCUCUGGGGAGCCUCAACAACAACAUGAUGCUGAAGAGGCAGAGAAGAGUCUCUCCACAUCAGAACACCUCAAGAAACACCCGCAGAGACCCACAGGGAAGAAAUCUCACCGCUGCUCUGACUGUGGGAAGAGAUUAAACUCCUCAGUAAAACUUAAAAUACAUCAAAGAAUUCACACAAGAGAGAAACCAUAUAGCUGUGCUCAAUGUGGGAAGAGUUUUGUUAAAUCUAGCCAGCUGACUUCACACCAGAGAACACACACAGGAGAGAAACCUUAUAGCUGUGGUCAAUGUGGGAAGAGUUUUAGUCAAUCUGGAGAUCUGACAGUGCACCAGAGAAUACACACAGGAGAGAAACCUUAUAGCUGUGGUCAAUGUGGGAAGAGUUUUAGUCAAUCUGGAGAUCUGACAGUGCACCAGAGAAUACACACAGGAGAGAAACCAUUUAGCUGUGAUCAAUGUGGGAAGAGUUUUUCUUCUUCUAGCCAUCUAAAUAUACACCAGAGAACACACACAGAAGAGAAGCCUCUUAGCUGUGGUCAAUGUGGGAAGCGUUUUAGUCAAUCUGGAGAUCUGACAGUGCACCAGAGAAUACACACAGGAGAGAAACCGUUUAGCUGUGAUCAAUGUGGGAAGAGUUUUGUUCGAUCUGGCUAUCUGACAAUGCACCAGAGAAUACACACAGGAGAGAAACCUUAUAGCUGUGGUCAAUGUGGGAAGAGUUUUAGUCAAUCUAGCUCUCUGACAGUGCACCAGAGAAUACACACAGGAGAGAAACCUUUUAGCUGUGAUCAAUGUGGGAAGAGUUUUUCUACUUUUGGCUAUCUAAAUAUACACCAUAGAACACACACAGGAGAGAAACCUCUUAGCUGUGGUCAAUGUGGGAAGAGUUUUAGUCAAUCUAGCAAUCUGACAGUGCACCAGAGAACACACACAGGAGAGAAACCGUUUAGCUGUGAUCAAUGUGGGAAGAGUUUUUCUACUUCUAGCUAUCUAACUAUACACCAUAGAACACACACAGGAGAGAAACCUUAUAGCUGUGAUCAAUGUGGGAAGAGUUUUUCUACUUCUACCUAUCUAAAUAUACACCAUAGAACACACACAGGAGAGAAUCUGUUUAGCUGUGAUCAAUGUGGGAAGAGUUUUUCUACUUCUCGCUAUCUAACUAUACACCAGAGAACACACACAGGAGAGAAACCUUAUAGCCUAACAUCCCCGAACAUGAGGUCAGUAAGCUUCUGCCCUCCUGCUAAAGAAGAGGAAGUCUGCUGGACGGAGAAAGAGGGUCUGGGGCUGAACAUUGUUGUGAAAGAGGAGGAAGAGGAGGCUGUUUUUGGUAUGAAAGAGGAGGAGGGGGAGAUUACUGUCACAUUGGAGGAAGAAGAGGAGGUUGGAGAUCUGUUUAACCCCAGAGAGAUACGGGACUAUCGUGGAUCCUCUGGGGAGCCUCAACAACCUCAUGAUGCUGACGAGGCAGAGAAGAGUCUCUCCAGAUCAGAACACGUCAAGAAACACCAGCGGAAAUCCACAGGGAAGAAAUCUCACUGCUGCUCUGACUGUGGGAAGAGAUUCACCUCCUCAUCAGGCAUUAAAAUUCAUCAGAGAAUCCACACAGGAGAGAAACCUUAUAGCUGUGAUCAAUGUGGGAAGAGUUUUUCUACUUCUGGCUAUCGGACAGUGCACCAGAGAACACACACAGGAGAUAAACCUUAUAGCUGUUAUCAAUGUGGGAUGAGUUUUGCUGCAUCUAGUGAUCUGACAGUGCACCAGAGAACACACACUGGAGAGAAACCAUAUAGCUGUGAUCAAUGUGGGAAGAGGUUUACUAAAUCUAGCAGUCUGACUAAACACCAGAGAACACACACAGGAGAGAAACCUUAUACCUGUGAUCAAUGUGGGAAGAGUUUUACUACAUCUGGCUCUCUGACUUUACACCAGAGAACACACACAGGAGAGAAACCUUAUAGCUGUGAUCAAUGUGGGAAGAGUUUUACUACAUCUGUCUCUCUGACUUUACACCAGAGAACACACACAGGAGAGAAACCUUAUAGCUGUGAUCAAUGUGGGAAGAGUUUUUGUCAAUCUGGCCAACUGACAGUGCACCAGAGAACACACACAGGAGAGAAACCUUAUAGCUGUGAUCAAUGUGGGAAGAGUUUUGCUACUUCUGGCUAUCUGACAGUGCACCAGAGAAUACACACAGGAGAUAAACCUUAUAGCUGUUAUCAAUGUGGGAAGAGUUUUGCUGCAUCUAGCUCUCUGACAGUGCACCAGAGAACACACACAGGAGAGCCAAUGUAUAGCUGUGACCAGAGAUAAUCUGAUAAAAGAUCUCUGACUAAUCAUCAGAAAAUACAUGAAGGAGUUGUUUCAUGAUAUCAAUUAAAUGAUGUCACAAUGUAGAAUGAUGUAACAUUGUAGUAGGAGUAUUUUAAUGAUGUCACAAUGUAGAACCCUAAACGUUUGUCCCCUGUUCUAUUGAUUUCAACAUGAUAUGGAUAUUAGCCUCAGGGGGGAAAUCCAGGCUCUGAAUUAAAAGAGUACUAUUUUUGAGAUUUAGUAAGUACACAUUAUUCCCAGAUUCCGUGUGGUUUUUGAGCUGUUAGUUUUAACAGGACGUGCAACCUCAUCUCCCUCCUGUCACAUAAAUGAUUUUAGCAUGAUAUCGAUUAGUUAUGACAAAUAAGUGUUGCGUUCUUUUGUUUAGCGACCCCCUACAUUUAAAUGCAUUCCAACAUCACGUACAACCUGAUUUCCCCCCUAAUUGAUAUCAGUGAUUUAUUGCUACUUGUCAAAACAACACUGUUUCUGGUGCUUGUGCAGUUUAUAAGGAGCUUGUUUAAAAAAAUACAAUAAAUAUGAUUAUUGUGGCAGAUGUUUGUGUAAAUAGCACAUGUUAUGUUUAGGU